AUGGCCUCCCUCAAGGGUCUUGUUUUGGUGGUAUUUUUCCUCGGAGCCAUUUACGGCUACCAGAUUAAACCUAGGAACUAUGAGAAGAUGGUUGAACAGCAGAAAAAGUUUGAUGAACAAUUCGCCCAGGAGUUUCUGGCUGAGCAUCUCAAAUACACGGAAAGUGGUGAAAAGUCGGCUCGACUGGAGGAAAUGUUCGAAUAUCUACGCCACAAACCGGACAUGUUCCGGCUGGAGGUCGAGGAUCAUCCCAUCCCGUAUCAAACAACGGAAUGCACCGCCUGCCGUGCCUUGGCAACCACCUAUUUAAUGUACCGCCGGGUGCUGAAUUGGGACCGCCAGCGAAUCGCCGACCAAGCCGCGUCCACAUGUGAUUCCCUGCAAAUCUUACUUCCGGAGAACUGCGUCAAAAUCAUCGACAAAAAUAUCGACGUUUUCCUGUACAUCAUCGACAACAAACCGAGUCUCACCGCUCAAACUUUCUGUGGAAUUAUUUUCCAAUCCGGUGCGUGCGUGUUGGAAGAUCCGGAAUUUCUCGAUUGGACGAUUAACAUUGCUCCGGGAGGUACACCGAUCACCUCGUCGAAGAGCGGUCCAAGCCGGGGUGCUAACGAUUUCAAAAUUAUUCAUAUGACCGAUUUGCAUUACGAUCCGAACUACCGUCCGGGAUACAAUGCUGUCUGUGGUGAACCUUGCUGUUGUCGAGUAAAUCAGGGAGUUCCAGCCGAUCCGGCUGACGGUGCCGGUGAGUGGGGAGAUUAUCGUGACUGUGGUUCCCCAUGGAGAACGAUCGAUAAUACUGUCCGACAAGCUGGUCAACAGCACCCGGAUGUUUCCUACGUGUAUCACACUGGCGAUAUCAUCGAUCACGGAGUUUGGGAAACAACAAAGGAAGGCAACAUCCGAUCAAUCACCCAAGUGAACAACCUACUGAAUGAAGUUUUCGCGGGAAAACCAGUCUACAGUGCACUGGGAAACCACGAAAUAACUCCAACGAAUGUGUUUGCUCCCAGCCACAUCACCGUACCUGAGUUCUCUCCCAGUUGGGUCUACCAACUGGUAGCCGAUUUGUGGGCCAGCUGGCUGCCCUCAACGGCACGUCCAACUAUCCUCCACGGAGGAUACUACACCGCUCUGGUUCGACCAGGCUUCCGCGUGAUCAGCAUAAACAAUAACGACGCCUACACCUUCAACUGGUGGGUUUUGUACGACCCUGCCUAUCUAAUCAAUCAGCUUACAUGGCUGCACGACACGCUCCUGCAAGCGGAACAAGCAGGAGAAAAGGUUCACAUUUUGGCUCACAUCCCGAUCGGCUCUGGAUCAUCCUUUAUUACCUGGUCUCGACAGUACCGACGCAUUGUGGAUCGCUUCUGGGAUACGAUUACGGCUCACUUCCAUGGCCACACCCACGCCGAUGAGUUUAACAUCUUCUACUCGGCAGCCAAUCCGCAGCACGCCGUCAACGUUGCCUUCAACGCCGGAGGCGUUGUUCCGUUCAGCAACUACAAUCCAAACUACGUCGUCUACUAUGUGAACCCGCAAACCUUCGAAGUCACCGAUUUCGAAUCGUUCUACUUCAACCUAACGGAAGCCAAUUUGCACCCUCUGCGGGAUCCACUGUGGCAGAAUCUGUACUCCUUCUCGCAGGACUUCAACAUCCCGAACGUAUCGCCAGCUUCGCUGGACGGGUUGGCGCGACGUUUCGGUUCCAAUCCGACUGAUCUGCACCGCUACUGGGAGCUGAAAGUGAAACGUGGUGACCCGUUCCUGGAGCGUGGCUGCGACGGAAGCUGCCUGCUCGGGCAUCUGUGCAGCAUCGUGACGAACGAAGCCAAUGACGACACGAAAUGCAACGAAAUGAUUACACUUUUCCGCGAAAGUGAAGAUGAACGGUGGAAUCGUGGUGAAUAA
Molecule: messenger RNA, 1911 nt
Organism: Sabethes cyaneus
Lineage: Eukaryota; Metazoa; Arthropoda; Insecta; Diptera; Culicidae
Product: sphingomyelin phosphodiesterase-like
Exons: 3
Coding region: 1-1911 (636 amino acids)
Biological process (GO): sphingomyelin catabolic process; ceramide biosynthetic process
Cellular component (GO): lysosome
Molecular function (GO): acid sphingomyelin phosphodiesterase activity
Source: RefSeq, a predicted model, not a curated record